AUGUCUCAACCACCAAGAACUAUUUCUCCCACACUCCGAUUGGGUGUAACCUUCACCGCUCAAGUCUCCGAUGGAAUCAUCACCUCUCUCACAUCGGAAGGUGAUUUUCUGUGGGGAAGAAACGGACGCUAUCCCGUCAGUUAUUUCCUCAUGGAAGCUGCUUUGGUGAAUAAUGUCAUUGGAAAGAGUUUUGAUUCGGCACUGAGACAAGUCUUGUCUUUCAUGGACAAUAUGAUUGAACGAAGAAGAAAGUAUGAGAGUAGUUUCGGUGGUGGAGAUGCUCUUUAUGAAACUCUUACUCAAGAAUUGGAAUUGGAUAUUAAGGAAUACUUGCAGUUGAAUUAUCCGAGUGAUUGGAUUCAAAAAGCAAUCAUUGAGGAGAUUGCAGUGCGAUAUAUGGAUAUUGUAGUACAUGGUCCUUUGGCGUUCAUCCCUGGAGAGAAUGCUCCUGAGGAAGUCAUUCAAAAGCAAAAGGAAUCGCUUCAAUUUCUUGCUGCCAUGGAAAAGAUGUUAUCCAAUAAAUAA
Molecule: messenger RNA, 525 nt
Organism: Naegleria fowleri
Lineage: Eukaryota; Heterolobosea; Eutetramitea; Acrasida; Naegleriidae
Exons: 1
Coding region: 1-525 (174 amino acids)
Source: RefSeq, a predicted model, not a curated record